AUGUUGAGAAAAAUCAACAGAGCGUCGUCUAACCGUUUUGCUAACGGAGAGAGUGCUAGCCAAGCUCAGGUGAAGGGAAAGGACAAAGACGCCCAGGAGGAAGAACAUUCCAUGUCGGACGAGGUGACAGGACCCGCGACGGAUGAAGCGAGUGAUGAGGAUACUAAUGAGUCCAAGGCAGGUGAAGGAGGGAAUUUUGGAUUAAGCGAUUUUCUAUCAUAUAAAGAGAACUCACAAGUGCUGAAAAAAUUUUUUAUAUUUGUUUUAUUAAUUAUUUUGUCGCCAGUAAUUUUAAUACUCCUGUACAAGUACGUGUUUACGUGGUGCUUCAAAAUAUCCAAGGAUACCUCCCUUCUUAUUAGCCUUUUUUUCGUAGUGGCUUACAUCAUCUCGCUGACCUUGCUGUAUGCCUACCUGGCGUUUAGUGAGGAGGAGUUGGCAGACCGAGGGGUUUCAGACAGGAACGAGAGGAAGUGG
Molecule: messenger RNA, 477 nt
Organism: Plasmodium cynomolgi strain B
Lineage: Eukaryota; Apicomplexa; Aconoidasida; Haemosporida; Plasmodiidae
Exons: 1
Source: RefSeq, a predicted model, not a curated record